AUGGCUGAUUCUGAGGAAAUGAUGGUUGAUGAAGGAUUGGUUAAUGCUGAAGGAAAAAUUCCGUUGGAUCAAGAUCCUACUGAAUUUCUGAAAAGGAAGCCCAAAAAAAGCAUUUUGAAAAUGAAGCAAGAUGUUUCCCAAGAUGGCAAAGAACCUCGGGCCAGAUUCGAUGAAAUGAACAUCUUAGCUACAUAUCAUCCAGCUGAUAAAGACUAUGGAACAAUGAAGAUUGACGAACCUAAAACUCCGUAUCAUUAUUCAGAUGGUGAAAGUGGUGACGAAACUUCUUUGUCAUCAAAUCGCCCAAGACGUGUUUCUUUAGGCACUGCGGUGGAUCCUGAACAGAUUUUACAAGGUCUCUCUCAUGCCUCUGCUGCCAAGCAUAUCUCAUCUGAUGACUCUGAAGAGGACGAAGAACACAUGACUGAAGAGCAGAAAGCACAUAAAAAGGAGUUCGAAAAGAAAAGAAAAGCACAUUACAACGAAGGAGCAGCCUUGAAGCAUCAUGCUUCGGUACAGGACGACGAUGAAAUGGAGUAA
This is a messenger RNA of Auanema sp. JU1783, 540 nucleotides long. The record is from the annotation of a GenBank genome assembly. NCBI's taxonomy places the organism in Eukaryota, Metazoa, Nematoda, Chromadorea, Rhabditida, Rhabditidae.